AUGGCCGGGGGACCCAUUGAAGCUGAGGGACCCGGUGAAGCUGAGGGACCCGGUGUAGCCGGGGGAUGGGACGUCCAGAGACAGGAGACGCAGACGUACCAGAGGGAUCCAAAUCAAGAGGAGCUGUGUGCUCUCUUGGAGGAAAAACUGGAGGCCAGUAAAAAGGCCCUGAAGGAAGAGUUGGAAGUGCAGAUCUCUCAGGUGAUGGGCCCAUGGGAUGGAGAGAAGGGUGCCACGUGGCUUCUCCUGGCUGUGCCCGGCUGGGCUCCGUGCAGCAGCAGCGCUGCGUCAGACACGGUGUUCAAAGACAUAGAAAAAUGCCGCGCAACAGAAACGCCCCGCUCACGCCAGGCAGUGUGUAGGAGGCCUAAAGGCUCUGUCUCUAAAGGAGUCUGGUGUGGGGAAGUGUCUGACUACCACCACAUGGAGGAGGAUCAGUUUCAGGCUCCACUGAAGUACAGGAUCGCUUGCUCAGGCUCAGAUAGAACCACCUGCUCACCUGGAAAAGCUGUUGGACUCACCUGCUCAGAGCCUGAUGCUGUCAGGUUGGUGGGGGGGGGCAGUCGCUGUGCAGGAACACUGGAGGUGAAACAGGGAGAAUGGAGACCAGUGAUGGGUUACUCUGAUUGGACCCUGAAGGCAUCAGCUGCUGCCUGCAGAGAGUUAGACUGUGGCUCUGCUGUUUCUGUAGGAGAGAGAGAAGAGUCCUCAGACAGAUCUGUGUGGUGGAUCAGGUCUGGCUGUGUUGAGUCUGGAUCUGCUCUGAGGGAGUGUGCAGCACCAGGUUCCUUCUCCUUCUCCUCCUCCUUCCUUAAUCUCACCUGCUCAGACCUGCUCCUUCAGCCCAACAUCUCUGUGUCCUCCUCCGUGGUCGGGGUCUCCGAGGAGGACCAGCAGCAGGGGUUCCAGGUGUUCUGGGGCUCCAACUUCACCAUCAGCUGCUCCAUCCAGCCACAGUACCCAGGAGGCUCCUUCCAGCUCAGCUUCACCUCCUCCAACUCAGCACACAACACCAGCCAGCCAGCUGUCAAUCACUCUGCCCACUUCCUGUUUCCUGCUGCAGAGCCCGCCCACCAAGGAAACUACAGCUGUGUUUAUCAGCUCCGUGUUUUCUCUCAUAACUUCUCCUCUGAGAGCCGGGUGCUCUCCCUCAGCAUCAUGGAUCCGAGGUCUUUAAUCAUCAGAGCGACCGUGCUGCUGCUGGUUCUGCUGCUGGAGAACCUCGUUCUUUACUUCUACUGUAGGGCCAGCAGGGGGCAGCUGCCGUGCAGACAGAAGAAGACUGGUCUCCAGGCCAGCAGGGGGCAGCUGCCCUGCAGACAGAAGAAGACUGAUCCAGAUUAUUAUAACCUGGGUGUCCCUGCAGCUGAAGGAGGGCCGACUGAAGAGGAAGAAGCUCAGGGAGCAGAGUAGGACCUCCGAGGACCUCAUGGAGGUCCAGCAUUUAUGCCCCUUUUCAUCCCCACUUGGAAUUAUUCCCAUUUAUUUACCCUUACAAGACUCAUGCUGGGUACUUGUGUACAAAGUCCGGGGUCUCUGGGGCUAAUCUGGGAGAUAAUAUGAAUUUUAAAAAGUUAAUUUUACUGACAAGUCUUAUUCUUCCCACAUGUCCAGACCCUGUUUUAGGGACCCAGAGAGGGUCCUAAGGAUGGACCCAGGACCACCAGAAUUGGGUCACAUAUUCUACAGAACACCUUGAUUUGAAGAAUCAUAUCUAAUAUAUUACUUUAUUACCACUGAAACCCCCUGGUAUUCCCAACAUGUGUAAAGAGCUUUGCUAUUCCCAAGAACAAUUAAAGGGUAACUCUGGUUUCUUCCAUCCUGGACCAUCUGGUCCUGAGUUGUUGAGUCUGAGGGACUGAUGGGAACAACCAUCUGACAUUGGCCCAGUAUCAGCCCUCCUAACCCCAAAACGAGUUCAAAAGAUCCUUAUCCUAGAAAGCAGCUGUAAAGACCGUUAGUUUCCUAUAAGGUCUAACUGGGAGGAGUGGUCCAGAACCUUGAACCAGCUACCCCUGAGUCUCAGCAUCCACCCGGGCCAAACCCCCCCACGCCGCCAUCUCUGUUUCUUUGGCUUGUCCAGCGAGUCGUACCUGGGAUAAAGAAAAGAGUCUUUAGAAAGUCCAGUUGAGUUUCAGUCCUUCCAGAUGGUUCUGUCCUCAGGACUAAAGGUAUCUGCAGGUCCUGGUGAUGUGAUCUGAGUUCCCACCGGGUUACGUCCCGUCACGACCUCCACCUGACCUUUAAAAACUAAAACAUCCCUUUAAAGGACAUUUACAACUGAUUCAAGAUGUGAGUCAACUCUAAACAAUCAUGUGAUUAUUCCCAAUCAGAUGUCCUCUAAAUCCUUUAUUAUGAUUUAUCAUGAGAGUCCAGAAAGCUCUGAAGGACUCAGAGUCCUGUAGCUCGCACACGCAGGACCAUGUUAAAAACCAGAGGCUGCUUUCACACAUUUCAUCUAAUUUCUUAACAACUGGUUGUUUUUGGAGUUCAGGAAUUUACUUAUUGUGUAAUGAUGGAUUUACUUUGUAAUUUUUGUAAUUAAAGCUGUUUCUUAUUUCAUAAAAUCCGGUUCAGCCCAAAGAUUUGUGACAAAACAAAACUGUUUAAGAACAUAGACUCAAAC
Molecule: messenger RNA, 2626 nt
Organism: Etheostoma cragini (Arkansas darter)
Lineage: Eukaryota; Metazoa; Chordata; Actinopteri; Perciformes; Percidae
Exons: 8
Coding region: 1-1413 (470 amino acids)
Cellular component (GO): membrane
Source: RefSeq, a predicted model, not a curated record